AUGGCGGAGAAUUGCUCGGUUCUCGAUACGUGGAUGUACCGCUCCUACUCCUGCAUCUCCGAGGCCGCCAUCGAACGCGAGAACGACGCCCUCACCAAAGCCCUCCAGAUAUCUCUGCUCGCAGAUUCCUCCUCCGCCGCCGCCGCCGCCAUCCCCUCCCCCGAGUCCUUCUCCACCGCCACCUCUUCCCUCGUUUGUCUCCCCACCGCCGUCAGUCAGUGUCACCUCCUGGACCCGCGUGCGGGGAGGGUGGCGAAGAAGCGCAGGUCGCGGGCGUCGAAGCGCUCGCUCACCACCUACAUCGCCGCCGACCCGACCAACUUCCGCGAGCUGGUCCAGCGGGCCACCGGAACUCGGGCUGGCGACUCGGCCGGGGAGCACCAGUAUCCGGCGGCGGCCGUGCAGGGGAGCCGUCUUCUUCCGACGCUCGACACGUCGUCGUUCCUGCGCGACCGGGCCGAUUUAGCCGGGCCGGAUGUAGCCGCUUCGUUCGGGCCGGCGAUGGAUGUCCCGGUUCUUCCUGAGUUCGACCCGUUCUUUGUGGUGUCGAACUAUCCCACGCUCGACUCGUGGGGCGUUAUCUAA
Molecule: messenger RNA, 585 nt
Organism: Musa acuminata AAA Group (dessert banana)
Lineage: Eukaryota; Viridiplantae; Streptophyta; Magnoliopsida; Zingiberales; Musaceae
Product: calmodulin-binding protein 25-like
Exons: 1
Coding region: 1-585 (194 amino acids)
Biological process (GO): response to osmotic stress
Cellular component (GO): nucleus
Molecular function (GO): calmodulin binding
Source: RefSeq, a predicted model, not a curated record